UUGGCUCUACAAUUUUACUGUCUGAAUAUUUGUCAAGUAAAGACCCGUCCAGGGCGUCCACCCCUCGACGCUCCAGCCCCUUCUCUUUCUCUCUCUCUCACUCUCACUCGGCUACCGCUUUCUCCGUUUAAACAAACUCGUAACAGAUUUUUCCAUUUUUUCAACGAAUUCCUUGCUCUUCUUUAAAGGACUGGCUAAGUCAAAUAGCUAGGUCAGCUAUUGAACUUUUUUUUAUCUAUUGAUAAAGUUGGAAUUAUUUGAUAAUGGCUUCAAGAGUGAUCUUGCGAAGGAGGAGCUACAUUUUCAAUUCCCCAACUCGACUUACUUCCCUGAUUCGGGGCUUUUCUAGUUUUGAGCAUAGACAAUCAUUUACAUCCGAGGAUUCACAAGGAUCACCCUAUGUUGCAAGCCAUCCCUAUCCAGGUUCUGAUUUUAAGAAAGUCGUUUUACCUUCAGUUCUAAAAAAUGAGCUAUCAUAUUUUCUAGCAUCACAAUACUCAUCCGGAAUCUCAAACUCGGGUUAUCUAGUGGGAAAUUUAGAAUUUAAGUUUCCAUCGGGAGUCCGAUGGUUUUCACAAUCUGCGCGUUCUGCUUCGACUUCCACCGCUUCUAGUGAUGGAAAAGAACAACAGGCUUCUAAAAAGGUGAAGGAGGCUUCGCCCGAGGAAUGCGAUCAAGCAGUUGAAGGCCUGAGUACAGUGAAAGCCAAAGCCAAAGCUAAGCAGGUACAGGACUCCACCAAAAGUGGACAAUCGUUAAUCAAGAAACUAUGGGCAAUGAUUCUUGGCAUUGGACCUGCCUUGAGAGCUGUUGCUUCUAUGAGCAGAGAAGACUGGGCAAAGAAGCUUCGCCAUUGGAAGGAUGAAUUUAAAUCUACAAUGCAACACUAUUGGUUGGGUACAAAGUUACUUUGGGCUGAUAUUAGGAUAAGCUCAAGGUUGUUGGUAAAACUUGCUAGCGGGAAGGGUCUUUCUAGAAGGGAAAGGCAACAGCUUACUAGAACGACAGCUGAUAUUUUUAGGCUAGUUCCUUUUGCCGUCUUCAUCAUAGUUCCAUUUAUGGAGUUCUUGCUACCAGUAUUUUUGAAACUAUUUCCCAACAUGUUACCUUCAACCUUCCAGGACAAGAUGAAAGAACAGGAAGCAUUGAAAAGACGGCUGAAUGCUAGGAUAGAAUAUGCAAAGUUUCUUCAAGAUACGGUGAAAGAAAUGGCAAAAGAAAUCCAAAACUCACGGAGUGGAGAUGUUAAAAAGACGGCAGAAGAUCUUGCUGAGUUUAUGAACAAGGUUAGAACUGGUGCAGGUGUAUCCAAUGAUGAAAUUUUAGGCUUCGCCAAGUUGUUUAAUGAUGAACUUACUUUAGACAAUAUUAGCAGGCCUCGUUUAGUGAAUAUGUGCAAAUAUAUGGGUAUCAGUCCAUAUGGUACAGAUGCAUAUUUACGAUAUAUGCUUCGGAAAAGACUGCAAGAAAUCAAGAAUGAUGAUAAGAUGAUUCAAGCCGAGAGUGUGGAGUCUCUUUCAGAAGCGGAGCUUCGACAAGCUUGCAGAGAGCGGGGCUUACUUGGAUUACUUUCAGUGGAGGAGAUGAGGCAACAGUUGCGUGACUGGCUGGAUUUAUCUCUCAAUCAUUCCGUUCCCUCUUCUCUAUUGAUUCUGUCUCGAGCGUUCACCGUGUCUGGAAAAGUCAGACCAGAGGAGGCUGUUCAAGCUACACUCUCCUCUCUUCCGGAUGAGGUCGUGGAUACUGUUGGAGUUACAGCUUUACCAUCUGAAGAUUCUGUUUCAGAAAGGAGGAGAAAGUUGGAAUUCCUUGAAAUGCAGGAAGAACUUAUCAAGGAGGAAGAAGAGGAGGAGGAAGAGGAACAAGCCAAGUUGAAAGAAUCUUUUAGCAAACAAAAGGAUGUGGCUUUGGAAGAGUUGGCUGUUUCCACAGCAAAAGAAGCGCAAGAAUUAGCAAAAGCAAAAACAUUGGAAAAACAUGAGCAGCUAUGUGAGCUCAGCCGAGCAUUAGCUGUUUUAGCUUCUGCAUCCUCGGUGAGCUGGGAGCGUGAAGAGUUCUUGAGACUUGUCAAGAAAGAGGUAGAACUGUACAACAGUAUGGUAGAGAAAGAGGGUACAGAAGAUGAAGAAGAAGCUAAGAAGGCAUACAAAGCUGCCCGAGAGCAUAGUGACCAUACUGCUCAGAAGGCAAUUGGUGACAAAGUUUCCUCUGCACUUAUAGACAGGGUUGAUGCUAUGCUCCAAAAGCUUGAAAAAGAAAUUGAUGAUGUUGAUGCUAAGAUUGGAGACCGAUGGCGGUUGCUUGAUAGGGAUUAUGAUGGUAAAGUUACUCCUGAGGAGGUUGCUUCUGCUGCUAUGUAUCUCAAGGACACAUUAGGCAAGGAGGGUAUACAGGAGCUUAUUAGCAACCUCUCCAUAGAUCGAGAAGGAAAAAUACUAGUUGAAGAUAUCGUCAAAUUAGGGGGUGAAACAGAUGACGCUGACACUGCUGAAGCAGGAAGAUCGUAGUGAACUGUACUGAAAUUUUUGUUGUUAAACCCUGUUUAAAGGGUCAUUAGUGCCUCUAUUACAACAUUAUUGUAUUUUAACUUAGAAAUAAUGUAGCACUUGACUUCAGUAUCCGCUGGUUUUAUGUCACCUACUACAAUCUGAAUAUAUUACAAGUUGAGGAAAAAUGAACCCUAUGUAUUCUUUGUCGCAGAAGUUAUAGUGAAACACUGGCUGCUUGGAAAUUUAUCUACAAAA
Molecule: messenger RNA, 2744 nt
Organism: Gossypium raimondii (Peruvian cotton)
Lineage: Eukaryota; Viridiplantae; Streptophyta; Magnoliopsida; Malvales; Malvaceae
Exons: 15
Coding region: 264-2507 (747 amino acids)
Biological process (GO): intracellular monoatomic cation homeostasis
Cellular component (GO): mitochondrial inner membrane
Molecular function (GO): ribosome binding; calcium ion binding
Source: RefSeq, a predicted model, not a curated record